AUGCCGAAAGAUUUCGACCUUCCUCAGAAUCUCGACCUGUCUCCAAAAGAUGCGUCGAUGCGACGGGACCGGGCAAUUUCACGCCAGGAUGAGCACAGAUUAUUCCCUUCCUAUUCUACACGUCCGAGUCCGAAUGGAGUACCGAUAGUACCGGGGGAGACAUUCAAGAAAUCCCCAGGAGAGAUAUCUAAGAAAAGGAACCCGUUACAGAAUGUCAAGGGUGUGUUCAAACCAGUGGACAAGCUCUCUUCCAAAGGUCGAGAAAGCGGGCCAGUGCGCGCACGGGGAAUGCAGGGAAACCGCGCGGGAUUUCAGACAUUUUCUAGUGUCAAUAUUCCUCGUCCGCAGACCCUCUUAGAGCAUGACCUUUCGGAGAGGCCCGCGAAGCGCCGGCGUCGAGAUACUCAGAGCUCUCCAACCGAAAGAUACAUCGACCUUUCCGACGAUAACGAAACAGGGCAUUCUGUUAAUGAGUCGUCCUCGGUUGUUGGGAACGCCGCACCUCAAUCGCCCGGAUCAAGCCAACAAUCACUGAAAGCUCAUAAGUCAAAGCGAACCAAGCGCAACGCAGUUGAUGAAUAUCGACAGGUUGAAAAGAAUGUGAGAGUUACGGGGUCACAAGUUAGCCCCAAAUUAGGGGCCAAGAGAUUUCGCCAUCGCUUUUCCCCGGAAGAUGAACUUGAGCAGUGCUUCACUGAAAAUGCUGCCAGGGAAAGGCGCUUUUCAAUACCGAGUGUGAAGCAUGAGGUUCUUCAGAGCGUUGAGAUUCGUAAACCACGGGGAUUCGAUGUGGCCGGGAGUCCAUCCCUUCACGCUCAUCCAACGGAUGGACAACAACGAGACUCAGAAUCACGAGAAAGCCCAGAUGAAUUGCAAGGGGCUGCGACGGUGCAGCCCACCCCGGACUUUUCCAGCGAAUUUCGUAAGAAAGACGUCAGGGGCGGCAUAAACGCUGGGAAACAAGUGGCCCAAAAGGAGUCUUCACCAGCCGAUAUUCGACCGACUGACUUUGUCAGCUCGUCGCAUUCAGGGCAAGGAAAAUCCAAGCGCAAGAAUAACAGAUCUGGAAAACGUCCGAGCGCCGAUCGGUCUUUUCAAGCAACCUAUGUUCGGUUCGGUAGUAUCAUUGGACCAUCCUCGGGCAAUGAGAUUGUCGAGCUAUAUGCUGAUACAAACAAUGAGAUAAUCAAAAUGACCGGGCCCGACCCAGCGAGUUCGUUUCAGAUACCCUUCAGCAAAGUUUUCAGGAUUUCUCGAGGAGCCUCGCCAAGCUCUAAAGUUCGGCUCGCUCUCAGGGACGAAGAUACCAGUGAUCGAUCGGUGGAUAUAGAGCUCACAUCUUCUGAAGCCAAGGAGGACUUUUGCUCAUUGUUCACCGCCAGUCAUGUUAAAACCUUGGAGAAGGAUACUAAAUGGAUGGAUAAUGCUUUCAGAAAGAACAAAAAUAUGAAUACUCCACGGUAUCUGAACGGAAUCAAGAGAGCAUGCACUGAGAGGGCUCCCGAACAAGGUUCCGAGACCAUAGUUGAAGUACCGAAACGACCAAAGCUUUCAGCCUCAUUGCAAGACGACCACAAAACUAAGGCAAUUUCCCAAUCCGCCCCGACAGACUCAUCCUCAAAUCCUGGACUGGCGCAGAAAUCCCAAGAAACAACUUCCAAUGAAAUGACGAAAGCAAACUCAAUUGAAGCAGGUACUGGAGAGGGGGUGGAGAUACCAGUCAAGAAGUACGAAGGAGAGGCCACACCUUCCAGUCGUACAACAAGGUCCUCGUCGCGUCGUAUGCUACCGACAACAGUGGUAUCCGAUGAUGAAGAGGAAAACUCGCCUCAACAGAAAUGCGAAAAGAUUUCUCAGAAGUGGCACAAGCCACUUGUAUACCCGCGUUUUGGCAAGAAGAAAGCUGAAGUUGACGCUCAAGAUCUUGAACGACUGCGUGACAACGAGUUCUUAAACGACAACCUGAUCGGCUUUUACAUACGUUUCUUGGAGGAUCAUCUGGAACGAAACAACAAGGAAGUCUCAAAGAGAGUUUACUUCUUCAAUUCGUACUUUUUUGCAACCCUUACGAAUUUGCCGAGGGGUAAGCAGGGUAUCAAUUACGAAGGCGUUCAAAAAUGGACGAGAAAUGUCGACAUAUUCAGCUACGAUUAUAUCGUGGUUCCUAUCAACGAAGCAGCGCAUUGGUAUGUUGCGAUCAUAUGCAAUCUACCGAAACUUCCAGGCAUUGCCAAGGACGAGGUGGUGCUUGAUGAACCUGUGGAAGGCGGCACAGAGCCUUCAGCGCGACCGAAGCAUGACGAUCGGGAGAUUCCGAACACGCCGGAGGCCGUUGGGGAAAUACCUUCCGACAACGGAGAGACCGAAACUGCCGCUCGUUCUGCACCAAAUCCCGCAAAGGAGGAAUUAGCAAGGGAGUCGUUGGCUGCCAUGAGCUUGUUGGACCAAAAGGAGAUGAAGGACAUGGAGGAGCGGGAGGUACCUGCUUCUGACGACGAGUGGCCAGAAAAAGAGGAGAACCCCGUAUCCUCUCCCGCAAAGCUCUCGAGUCCUCCAAGAGAUACGGAGCGCUCUAAACAGGUCAAUUCUCAAAGUGCAAGUCAAUCCUCGGUCUCAGGAAGUCAAAAAUCACAGAAGCCAAAGAAAAAGCGCCUGGGCCCAAGAUAUGAUGUGUGGCAGCCGAUGAUCAUCACGUUUGACUCACUGAAUCUAUCACGCUCUCCCACCAUCAGCGUCCUGCGCAAUUAUCUCCAUGAAGAGGCCCAAUCCAAACGUGGCCUCGAGAUUGACACAACCUUGAUCAAGGGGAUGAAAGCUCAAGAAAUCCCUUUGCAGCCCAACUACUGGGAUUGUGGCCUCUAUCUGCUCGCAUAUGUGGAGAAAUUUGUACAGGAUCCGGACGCAUUUGUGACGAAAUUGCUACGAAAAGAGAUGAGAUCGGAGGAUGAUUGGCCUCCUCUAAGGUCAGGGCUUCUUCGUUCUCGGUUGCGGAAGUUUCUUGGCGAUUUGUAUGAUGAACAAGAGCAAUUGAGUCGUGAGAAGGCGGCUGAGAAGACUACCAUGGCGGACCGACAGCCAAUAUCCUAUCUCCUUGGAGUUUCUGAGGACAAAACCGAUCUUGCAGCUGAGAAUAUUAGGGAUGCAUCGGUAACGCGAUCUGAGAAGUCGUCAAGCAGAAAACCAGCACCCGAGAAGUCCGGUUUAGAGCCUGCUCAAAGGCAAAUACCAGGGGAGACGCGGUCCAUGGUUCGAAGCUCAUCGAGAGAUGAUACACCAGAUAGUAGGAUAAAAGCCAGAAGGUCACCUCUCCAGACGUUGGCAGCAAGUGCACCAGAGAGCACUACUCACAAGGAGGUUGUUGAAGUCCCUGACAGUCAAGAACAAGUCAAACCGAAGGAGGAUGUGACGUCGCCUCGUCUCCUUCACGUGGAAGAUUCUCAAGACGGACAAGCGCAAUCUAAGCCGCAGGUACCCAAAAUCAUUGAAGAAGACGCAGUACAAAUCCAAAUACCCCAUCAAUCGGCGGAGGACAGCAUUGUUGAGGUUCAAGUUCUUGGGACGCCUCCGCCGGGGUUGUCAACAGACAGACGGGAUGGUGUUCGAAGGAGCCCGAGGUCGUCGAAAAAAAGGGCUUGA
Messenger RNA from Aspergillus thermomutatus, 3636 nucleotides. RefSeq names its product SUMO protease ULP2. Bases 1 to 3636 code for a protein of 1211 amino acids. The record is from RefSeq and is a predicted model, not a curated record. The transcript is spliced from 7 exons. Gene Ontology annotation, molecular function: SUMO-specific endopeptidase activity. Gene Ontology annotation, cellular component: nucleus; cytoplasm. Gene Ontology annotation, biological process: protein desumoylation. NCBI's taxonomy places the organism in Eukaryota, Fungi, Ascomycota, Eurotiomycetes, Eurotiales, Aspergillaceae.